Monodelphis domestica (gray short-tailed opossum) is the source of this 2695-nucleotide messenger RNA. It is a transcript of the gene MFSD12, whose product is annotated as major facilitator superfamily domain containing 12. The record is from RefSeq and is a predicted model, not a curated record. Gene Ontology annotation, molecular function: symporter activity. Gene Ontology annotation, biological process: regulation of melanin biosynthetic process; pigment metabolic process involved in pigmentation; carbohydrate transport. NCBI's taxonomy places the organism in Eukaryota, Metazoa, Chordata, Mammalia, Didelphimorphia, Didelphidae. Gene Ontology annotation, cellular component: plasma membrane.
GAGAGGAGGGAGGAAGGGAGAGAAGAAGGAAGCGGAGAAGGGAGAGGAGGAGGAGGAAGGGGAAGGAGAGAGAAGGAGGAGCAGAAAGACGGGGAUUGAAGAGAGCUGGGGCGCUGUCCGUCCAGCUGAUCCCCCGGGGCCCUGGAAAAGUCGGGGACCCUGGAGGGGCGCCAGUCACCGCCUCGCCCCAAUAAACCAGCCUUGCGCGAGUCUGGGCGUGGCCGUGUCAUGAGUGAGUGUGUAUGUUGAGUAUGUCUGGGAUGGGGGGUUGGGGGGUGGGAUUUGUCGCUCGGUUGCUCCUCAGCCUAGGGCGGGGCUUGGCGGGAGAUCUCCAGCAGCAGCCCCAGCCGGGACCAACCCUCCACGACCGCAUAGCCGCGGGCUUCUGGGACCCAGCUGGGACUGGGGAGGGGAUUUGGGGCGGGACUAACCCCUCUGGUCCCGCCCCCUGACCUCCUGUGAGGCCGGCCGGCUCUCGGUUCCCGGCGCCUAUUGGCUAGGGCUUCCGCCUAUCCCUGGGAAUCCCCUGUGCUCCGCUAUUCCCGGACCCCUUCACAGUCCAGUCUCAGGGACCGUGGUGCCGGCUGCUCUAGGUGGGAUCGGCUAGGAACAGACACCUGACUUGGAGCUCGCGCACUGGGCUCUUCAGAGCGGGACCAGGCAGAGGCAGGUUAGGCACGCAGGGCGUUAGCGGGCUGGGUGUAGCCGAGGAACCCCCACGCGUGUCCUCGAAGGCUAGAGUCCCACCCAGGACAGCCCGCCCCCGCGAAAGGGCGCCCGCAUCGGGCCCAGCUUGCCUAGGGACGGAUGACAGGGGUCGUGUGAGCCUCGAGGCCCCGUUCGUAGAUUGACCGAACCCGAAGUAACCAAUUUGGAGAGUGACGGAUCCAAAGCGAGGCCGGGCGAGGGUGAUCCGUACAGAAGAGGGGCUGUCGGCGCCGCGGGACCCCGGGACUGCCAGCAGUGGGACGGACGGGCCGGGCCCAUGGCGGAGCCGGGGCUGCCGCUGGUGGCUCGGCUCAGCUACUCCGUGGGUCACUUCCUGAACGACCUGUGCGCCUCCAUGUGGUUCACCUACCUGCUGCUGUACCUGCACUCGGUUCAGGGCUACAGCUCCUGGGGCGCCGGCAUCCUGCUGCUGCUGGGCCAGCUGGCCGAUGGCGUGUGCACACCCCUCGUGGGCUACGAGGCCGACCACUCUGGGGGCUGCUGCGGGCGCUACGGUCCCCGAAAGUCCUGGCAUCUGGUCGGCACCUUUUGUGUUUUGCUCUCCUUUCCUUUCAUCUUUAACCCCUGCCUGGGUUGCACAGCCUCCACCGCAGAGUGGGCCGCCAUCAUCUACUAUGCACCUUUCAUUGUGAUCUUCCAGUUUGGCUGGGCAGCCACCCAGAUCUCCCACCUGUCUCUAAUCCCUGAGCUGGUCACCAAUGACCACGAGAAGGUAGAACUCACCGCCUUCAGGUAUGCCUUUACUGUAGUGGCCAACAUCGCUGUGUAUGGGGCUGCCUGGCUGCUGCUCCAUUUCCAGGGGUCCCACUCUGAGUCCCCUGAUUCAGGCCCCGGCGACCAGCUCGGCCUACAGGACGUGCCGGUGUUUAGGAACCUGUCCCUGAUGGUCGUCUGUGUGGGCGCCGUCUUCUCCCUGCUCUUCCACCUGGGCACCAGAGAGAGGCGGCGGCCUGGGCCCGAGGAGCCCAGUGAGCACAGCCCGCUGCUCCCGCCGGCCGCCCAGCCCCGGCUCCUCUGGAAGCACUGGCUCCGGGAGCCCUCCUUCUACCAGGUGGGCCUGCUGUACAUGAGCACGCGGCUCAUCGUGAACCUGUCCCAGACGUACAUGGCCAUGUACCUGACCUACUCCCUGAGCCUGCCCAAGAAGUUCAUCGCCACCAUCCCCCUCGUGAUGUACGUCAGCGGGUUCUUCUCCUCUUUCUUCAUGAAGCCCGUGAACAAGCGCAUCGGUCGGAAUCUGACCUACUUUGUGGGCCUGUUGGUCAUCCUGGCCUUCGCUUCAUGGGUGGCGCUGGCCAACUUGCUGGGCCCGGCUGUGUACGGAGCGGCCGUCCUCCUGGGGAUAGGCUCGGCCACCAUCCUGGUCAUGUCUCUGUCCAUGACAGCCGACCUCAUCGGAAGCCACACGAACAGCGGGGCCUUUGUGUAUGGGGCCAUGAGCUUCACAGACAAGGUGGCCAACGGGCUGGCAGUGAUGGCCAUCCAGAGCCUCUACCCCUGCUCCUCGGACCUAUGCUGCGCGGCCUGCAUGGGCUUCUACCACUGGGUGAUGGUGGCCGUGACGGGCGGCGUCGGCGUGGCAGCCGCCCUCUGUCUCUGCAGCAUCUUCCUAUGGCCCAUCCAAGUGCGCUUCUUCUCCCGGACCUCCAGGACCGUCCCGGAUGGCUCUGUAGGAUGAUACUACGGCCGGCCCAGCUGAAGUUGCCGCUGGACCAAACUCAGGGGUCUUCCAGGACAGUACGGUCAAUUGAGCCCUCAGCGGGCCUCAGCUGUGAGCACACGGACUCUCCUUCCCGGACACAGGACUCCCUUCGCUGAGGCUCCUGAGCGGAGCAGCCCCAGCUGGUCUGGGGACCUUAGCUUGUCUCUAUGGCCCGUUUCCCGCCCAGGGAUCUCCUGGCGGUAGCUGUUUACAAAGGAUGUUGGACUGAUGAAUAAAAGCCCCACCGAGGAUGGGGGAAUGCUA